AUGCGCGCGAAACAGAAGACGACGCUCUUCCUCGCCGCGUGCGCGCUCCUCGUCGCCGUCGGCACCGUCGCGACGGCCCCGACGCGCCGCGACGGCGUCUCCCCCCUCGCGCGACGGUCGCGGUCGCUCCUUAUCGAAGUCCCCGGCGUGUACCCCGUCUUCGGGUUCCUUCCGUACGACCCCGCGUCGCUGUCGUCGUGGCUGCCCUGGCGCCCGCGCGCGCUCGACUUCACCGCGAACGACGGCGCCGUCGUCGGCGAGUUCACCGCGCAGAAGAGCGGGUACACCGGUCUGUCCGUCUCCGGCGUCGCGAGCGUCGACGUCGCCGCCGGCGGCGGCGGCGGCGGCGGCGGCGACCAGGCCGCCGUCGACGCGGACGCCGCCGCCCUCGAAGCCGAGUCGAUCGACGGCGAUCGAUUCAUCGACCCCAGCGGCGGCGGCGGCGGCGGCGGCGUCGUCCCCGGAUCGGCCGUGAACGGCGGAAUCGGGACCCCGGAAGACCUCGUCGGCGCCGGGUUCGGCGUCGGCGGCGGCGUCGGCGGCGUCGGCGCGGGCGUCGGCGCGGACGUCGGCCUCGGCGGCGGGAUCGGCGCCGCGGGCGUCGGCGGGAUCGGCGGAGGUGUCGGCGGCGGCGUCGGCGGCGGCGGGUUCGGGAAGUGA
Micromonas pusilla CCMP1545 is the source of this 660-nucleotide messenger RNA. RefSeq lists its product as uncharacterized. NCBI's taxonomy places the organism in Eukaryota, Viridiplantae, Chlorophyta, Mamiellophyceae, Mamiellales, Mamiellaceae. The coding region runs from base 1 to 660 and encodes 219 amino acids. The record is from RefSeq and is a predicted model, not a curated record. The transcript has a single exon.